AUGUCAUUCAGACUAGGCCUUGAACUUGCCAGGAACUUUCAAGCCGCCGUCGACUCCUUCGUCCCUGCUAUGCUCAGUACAGUCGAGGAAUUGACUCGAGAGGAGCUGAAUCUUUAUGUUGACCACGCCGAGAACAUGUACCGCGAUAUCAUUACACUCCGACGGCAAUGUGACCAGAUCCAAUCCGCUGCCUCAGUUCAAGCCGGGCUCUUGUUGCAGGAUGCCGAAUACGCGGCAAAGGUGGUCCUGAGUCUUGUCAUCAACGCGAUACUGUCCCACGAGGACUUGAUGCGCCGUAUUCGCGUUCAGCUGCACGCUCGCAUGCACAAACUCCGCACCAGGAUGCUCGACUCGGAUCUUGAAGCACUGCUCUCUUCUAUCGACGCUAUGCAGCAGACCGCUACCUGCGACCAGUCUUUUGCGUCACACGACAUGAUGACCCAAUGCAAUAUUCGAUGA
This is a messenger RNA of Penicillium canariense, 459 nucleotides long. RefSeq lists its product as uncharacterized. The record is from RefSeq and is a predicted model, not a curated record. The transcript has a single exon. NCBI's taxonomy places the organism in Eukaryota, Fungi, Ascomycota, Eurotiomycetes, Eurotiales, Aspergillaceae. The coding region runs from base 1 to 459 and encodes 152 amino acids.